ACAAGAAAAGGUUUCUUCUUAUGGUGAUGUGAUGAUCUAGAUUCUUUGCUAUUUCAAACAUCUAAACAUGAGAACUCAAUUUUGGAUCUUUCUACUUCUUUUGCUUCUACUAAACUUCUUCUGUCAAGCUGCAAGGCCAGUGAUGACGAUCAGACCAGAGUCACUGGUGGGGCCACAAGGGAACACGACGUUCUUGGAUGGAACAACAUGGUGUGUGGCUCGACCAGGUGCGUCUCAAGCUGAGCUACAGAGAGCUCUUGAUUGGGCCUGUGGGAUUGGGAGAGUGGAUUGCUCGGUCAUUGAGAGACAUGGUGAUUGUUACGAACCAGACACGAUCGUGUCGCACGCAUCUUUUGCGUUUAAUGCGUAUUACCAAACGAAUGGGAAUAAUCGCAUUGCUUGUUACUUUGGUGGAACAGCUACACUCACCAAGAUUAACCCUAGCUACGGAAAAUGCUCCUAUGAUGUAUCCAAAUCGGAAGUUUCCGCUGCAAGAUCUCUAUCGAAGUAUAAACCUCGGUGGCUCCUGCUGAUGUGCAUAGGACUUUUGUUUCUUAUUAGUCGGCGAGGCUAACACAUUUGCCAGAAAAGUAGAUAUUUGCAUAUCGUUGUGCCGGAAUCUUUUUUCCUUGAGCAAAAUUUUAAAAACCUUUUGGCUAUUGUAGCAGUUAAGCUUUGUUUUUGUUCUUACCUUUGUUCAUAGGUUUAGAAUCUUAAAGCUGCCUUCCUUACGUCCGACAACAACUAUCUCUUUUAUUUUCAUGUUAAAUAUAUAAUAACUUAGUAG
Messenger RNA from Arabidopsis arenosa, 787 nucleotides. NCBI's taxonomy places the organism in Eukaryota, Viridiplantae, Streptophyta, Magnoliopsida, Brassicales, Brassicaceae. The record is from the annotation of a GenBank genome assembly.